Messenger RNA from Argentina anserina (silverweed cinquefoil), 1717 nucleotides. RefSeq names its product transcription factor RF2b-like. Lineage: Eukaryota; Viridiplantae; Streptophyta; Magnoliopsida; Rosales; Rosaceae. The transcript has 4 exons. Gene Ontology annotation, cellular component: nucleus. The record is from RefSeq and is a predicted model, not a curated record. Bases 33 to 1247 code for a protein of 404 amino acids. Gene Ontology annotation, molecular function: DNA-binding transcription factor activity. Gene Ontology annotation, biological process: regulation of DNA-templated transcription.
CUCCUCCUCCUCCUCCUUCUCCACCUCCACCAAUGCACCCCUCCAUUCCCAACCCUAACCCUAAUCCCAUUCCCAAUGCCCCUCCCCCAAGUAACCCCACUUCUCCUCCUGAUUAUUAUGAUCUCAAACCCAAUCUCCUGACUUCCGAGAUUCGCGCCGCGCCAUUCACCUCCAGCUCUGCCACGUCAUCCUCCUCCUCCACCACCACCACUCCUACAGUGCUCGGCUCCAUUCUCCCCACCGCCACCGCCAACCCUUUCAUCCGGUCAUCCACCGCCGCCCUCGCCGGGUUCAGCACCCACCGGAGGGCCCACUCCGAGGUCAGCUUCCGGCUGCCGGAGGAUCUCAUGGAUCUUUCCGGCCCCGAUCCAUUUAACGCCGCCGGAUCCUCCGCCGACGACCUGGGAUCCGAGGAGGAUCUCUUCUCCACGUACAUUGACCUCGACAAGCUCCAGUCCCCCGCCGACGACAACAACAACAACGGGAGCGGCGAGAACGGCGGCGGAGAGAAGAGGCCGUCGCGGCACAGGCACAGCAGCUCCGUGGAUGCUUCGUCCACGUCGACGGGGGUGUUCGGAGAGGUUAUGGAGGCCAAGAAGGCAAUGCCGCCGGACAAGCUCGCCGAGCUCUGGACUCUUGAUCCUAAGCGAGCCAAAAGGAUCUUAGCAAAUCGGCAGUCCGCCGCCCGCUCCAAAGAGAGGAAGGCCCGCUAUAUACAAGAACUUGAGCGCAAAGUUCAGACCCUUCAAACAGAAGCAACCACUCUUUCUGCCCAACUCACUUUAUUCCAGAGGGACACAACAGGUCUGAGUUCUGAAAACACAGAGCUUAAGCUCCGGUUACAAGCUAUGGAGCAACAAGCUCAGUUGCGAGAUGCUCUAAACGAAGCACUAAAGAAGGAGGUUGAGAGGCUCAAGGUUGCGACAGGGGAGAUGAUGAGCCAUUCAGAAUCAUUUAACUUGGGAAUGCAGCAGAUGCCAUACAACAACAAACCGUCUGCUUAUUUUCCAAUUACACAACAGCAGCCAGGACCUGCUGGUAACCAGAACAUGCAGUUGCCAUCAUUCAAUCAUUCCCAGUCUAGUAUGCCUAGUAACCAUCUUCAUCAACCAAAUUCACUUUCAGAUAUUAUGCAGAACGGCCCUGUUGGUCAGUUACAGGGACUUGACAUCGGUAAUAAAAUGCCACAUCUCGUGAAGUCUGAAGGCCCCUCGCUUUCAGCAAGUGAGAGUAGUACCACUUUCUAACUCAAACUUGCUGCUGAGCUUCUGACCUGCUGACUUGUCCAUGAUUCGCCGGCCGGUAGAUUGUUUAUAGAUUGACACCCAAUCAUUUAGAGAGCCUGCUCUAUAUUUAUUUCAUUAUUUAUUCCAUUUUGUUUCAUGGAGUCAUUCUCAAUUCUUCAUUCUUAGGGUUCUUCACCAAAAAGGGGAAGCUCCCUUUUCAAAUGUUCUUUGUUCGUUACUGAGUUCUUGGUUAGAUCUGGGAAUGUAAGGUCAUUCCCAUUGAUAUGAGAAUGUUGUAAUAACAGCAUUCUCUACAUUUGUCUCUCAUUUCAUUCAAAACCUUUGUACAAACUUUGUGCACUACUGUGAUUGUUUUCAUCUCACUGGGUUGAUUGCAUUGAGCUGUGCUGUAACUUUGAAAUACAGAUCCUCUUCCUUUUCCUUGUUCAUACUCAAACUUAUCAAUUCUUGCAGUUGUGAAUAUAUGAUUG